Zasmidium cellare ATCC 36951 is the source of this 1137-nucleotide messenger RNA. RefSeq lists its product as uncharacterized. The record is from RefSeq and is a predicted model, not a curated record. NCBI's taxonomy places the organism in Eukaryota, Fungi, Ascomycota, Dothideomycetes, Mycosphaerellales, Mycosphaerellaceae. The transcript has 4 exons. The coding region runs from base 1 to 1137 and encodes 378 amino acids.
AUGCCUUCCACCACACCUUCCACCUGUUGCAUUGCUGCAGACGCCAUUCCAACAGACGCCAUUCCAACAGACGCCAUUCCAACAGACGCCAUUCCAACUCGUAGUGGAUCCUUUUGCGGCUCGAUGGAUGGGACGGUGCGGUCGUGCGCCGCCUGGGACGAUACGAUGAUUUCCGACAAUUGUCUUGGCUGUACGAGACGAGUUCAAGCUGCUGGCUUGCGAGUGACGAUGGUGGACGGCGCUGUUGAAAGUAGAGCGGCGGGUCGAGGCGGUGGCAGGUGUUUUUCCGAAUGGCGGUGGUGGAGGGUGCUGAAUGGGGAGGGUGGAGGAGGGCACCGGGUUUCGAAAGGCGAUGUUGCGGAAGUUGCUGGUUUGCAAAUGGAGAUGGUGGAGCAGGUUGCCGGUCUGCAAAUGGGGAUGGUGGAGGCUGGUGCUGGUUUGCGAGUGCCGAUGGUGGAGAGCGCCGCCGGAUGGGCAGCCAGGAGAGUUAGCUGGUUGGUCCUGCCAGUAGUCAUACGCUUGUCUCGAAGAUCGAGGCAUGCGGGUUUGGGAAUGGGGAUGGUGAAGGAGUCUGCUGGCCUUCAAAUGGGAAUAGUGGAAGCUGCCUGUUUGCCAAUGGUGAUGGUGGUGGAGCAGCUGAACGAAGCAACUGUGCCAGCGGCAGCGGCGGCGGAAUUGAGGCUCAAGCUGCUGGUUUACGAGUGGUGGAUUUGGAGGAGGGUGUCUUUGAAAAGUAUGGCUCGCAGCAGCCGGUUAUCAGUAGAGGACGUCCUUCCUUCUCACUGCUGGAUCCGGCGACGAAGCCAUCACGUCGGUGCACGAGGUGAUAGAGGCUGGUAUGAGAGGUGGGGAUCUGGCCCUGGCACAUGGCAGCCGGUGGGUGCUGGAUUCGCUGCUGGGCGAGGAGCCAAGGGGAAGAGUGGGCGCAUGUCGAGGAGAGAGCGGCACCGAGGGGGUCGUCUGGAUGCUAGGGUGCUGAGGAGGGAGGAUGGCGAAGAUGAAGGUGAAGCAGUGGAUGGGGAGCGGUUUGGAUGGGGAGCUGGUGGGCGAGUGCGGAGAACGGGCGCAGAUGCCCCAGAAUUGAACAGGGCGGGCUCCAUCAGCCGCGAAAUUUGGUUGAGAUGCGGAAAAUAUUGA